Molecule: messenger RNA, 1134 nt
Organism: Peronospora belbahrii
Lineage: Eukaryota; Oomycota; Peronosporomycetes; Peronosporales; Peronosporaceae
Source: the annotation of a GenBank genome assembly
AUGAUGGAAGCAAAAUUAGAUGAUUACGUGAUUCAACAACGACUUGCACCGGCACUAUUUGGUGAUGUGCUUUUAUGUAUACAUAAACCCACGGGUGACCUUGUAGCUGUGAAACGUGUGCUACAGAGUGCUGCACAUGCCCAAUUGACAUUGGCUACGAACAAGAAAGUGCGUGAGAAUGUUGCAUUAGAACGUGCAUUGUACCAUCAGCUUAAUCGUGUGGGUGGACAUCGGAAUGUGCUUAAACUACGUGAUGAGCUGGAGUUUGAUGGCUACUUGUACCUUGUAUCGGACUAUUGCACACGUGGAGAACUCUAUGAGAUAGUUAGCUCUGCUCCGGAUGGAAAACUCGAGCUGUCGGUUAUUCAAAAGUACAUGCGUCAGAUUGCUAGUGGCGUCCAGUUCUUACAUGUAAAUGGCUUUGCACAUCGUGAUUUAUCACUGGAGAAUGUGCUUGUAUCAAAUGACGACCAGUGUCAAGUAUGUGACUUUGGACUCGCUACUUCUACGGCUAAACCGAGUCAUGAGACUGUGGGUAAACUCUUUUAUAUGGCACCCGAGGUACUAGCAGGUGUUCAGUACGAUGCUACCAAGGCUGAUGUCUGGUCACUAGGUGUAAUGCUGUUUAUUAUGUUGAUUGGUGCACCGCCAGUCGAGACAGCAUCAUCAUCAGAUGCGAGAUUUCGACUUAUGACGAGUAAAGGUGUGAGGAAACUCAUUGAUCGAUGGGGACUCACAGAUGAUCUUCCACCUGCUGCCAUUGAUCUCAUUGCCAACAUGCUUGAAAUUGACCCGGAACAGCGCAUCUCGAUGAGCAAGGUUGUGUCCCACCCGUUUCUGCUAAGUUCCAGCUCUGUUGCCUCAUCGCAGCGGAUUGUGAUGCCCAAGAUUGAGCAAAUUCGUAUAACCUCACCAGUCAAGACUCCACAGCCUACCGCGUCUUACUCAUCAGUACCGUCCACAUCGUCAAGACGCCACGAGUCGGAUGGUAUCGAACGCAGUAGAUGCCGUCUUUUGUUCCACAAAAUCCAUCGCUUUUUCUCACGCCGCCACAAUAAACGUGUAAUGGCGGUGAACCAUGGCAGUGAACCAUUGAAGGGAGCGCACGCCAAGCGUUUAGCACGUGCUGCUUGA